AUGAUGGAACCCGAAUACAUUGAGGAUAUGAUUGAUGAGCAGUCACUGUUGGUCGAGGAUUCCGUGGGUCUUACGAUCCAUGGAGACAAUACUAAUGAAAACAUUGUGGUAAAGAUCAAGACACUCAGUGAAAAGCCACUACUUGUGGAGAUUGCGCCGUCGGCGACUGUAAAGGAGCUCAAGGAUCUUGUCAAGACGAAAGCGAACGCAGAGGGCAAAUUCUUGCGUCUGAUUCAUCAAGGAAAAAUGUUAUCGAACGAUCGAGUGACACUGGAAAGUUGUAAGGUCAAGAACGAUGACUUUGUCCACUGUGCCAUUAGCUCGGCACCUCCAAAGAUGGUUGUCAAUCAGAUGGCUGCUAGUGAUAGCGACAUAGAGGAAAACGAUGAGCUGUCGGCAAGAAGAGGAUUUGACCGACUUCGUGAUCGACUUAGUCGAGAAGAGGUCCAAGCGUUGCGUCUGUAUUUCUACCCGCAACUCUCGGUGUACAUUAGUCAAGCAGAACGUGUUUCUGGAGAGAGCAGUGAGGACCGGAUCUAUCGACUUGAAGACGAGUGGAUGGCGUCUCAAGGACCACAAUCUGAGUUCGCACUCAAUGUUGUACCUACGGCUCGUAUUGCGAUGGAUGCGCAGAUUGACAUGAAUGGCAUGAACAGCUCGAUUUUAGCAGCAGAUAACGAAGGCACCGGCACGGAAUUUCUCUGGGGAUUCUUGAUGGGCCUUUUGCUUGGUGUAUUUAUGCUUCUGAUGCUUCUCGACCGCUCCGUUCCUCGCAAGCAAAAAGUUGGCCUACUACUAGGUGUGAGCAUGAACUUUUUCCUGAGUGUUGUGCCUCGUGCUGUCUCUGAACAAUAG
This is a messenger RNA of Peronospora farinosa, 855 nucleotides long. The record is from the annotation of a GenBank genome assembly. NCBI's taxonomy places the organism in Eukaryota, Oomycota, Peronosporomycetes, Peronosporales, Peronosporaceae.